AUGGUUUUAUUAGAUAAUAAUAAUAUAAAUGAACCCGAUUCAAUACAAUAUUAUUAUGGUGAAUGUGAUAGUUUAUUAGCUAAUUGUUGUAGUAAAACACAUUUAUCAUCACCUUUUAAAUUUCGUACAAUGAAUAGACAACGAAGACAAAUGGCCUUCGAAGCACUUCGACAAAUGAAAUUACAGCAGCCAACAGAAAUUUUUUCUACAAGAUCAAAAAGACGUCGAAAUAAAAAACGUUUCUAUAGAGCACUUUGUUGUACUGACUUACACAUUAGUGAAAGUCAAUCAAGUGUUUAUUCUUCUACAAUGGCUAAUGUUAAAACAAAAUCUCGUAUUCCAACAACAGGUCUUACUAAUGAAUUUUAUUUUGCAUCACAUAAAGCUGAUGGUGAUAAUGAAAAAACACCACCAGUAUUAAUGCGUAAUAAACAUCGUUCAGCAAAUAUUCAAAACAUACCUAUUGAUAAUCCAUCAUCAACAUUAAAUAAUCGUCGUCCAAUAUCAUCACCUGUACGUUCUACAACAUAUGUUCUUCAACAACAUCAUAGAACCAAUAAUAAUAAUAAUAUUAAUAAUAAGAAAAUUUCUUCACCUGUACAUCAACAAUAUCUAUCGCCAUCAUCAGCAACAACAACGACAUUAAAUAAAAAUCGACAAACACAACAGCAACGCAUCAACUCCAACCAUGAAAGGUUACCAACACAGAUACCAUCAACAGUUGAUGCAACGACGACAAAUCAACAGUCUACUUCUCGCACACAUACUGUAUUAACACCACGUCGUACAUCGCCUAUCGUUAAAAAUACACCGACAAAGACAACAACAUAUACAUCAAGGUCUCCUCGCAUUGCAAAUACUCCACCUAUUCGUCCUUCUCGUCCACCAGCACCACCACCGGCACCAUUACUAUCAACAACACCAAUUCAACAACGUUCGCCACGUGUUCAACUUCAUCCUUCAAAUUUGACAUCAACAUCUCAACGAACAAUUUCAUCAUCACCAACAACAAAUAAAUCAAUUCGUCCUCAUUAUACAUUAUCAAAAUCACCUGAAAAAUUACGAUCUGCUACUGGUACAGUAAUACGUCCACGAAUACCACAAACAACUGUUAAUAAACAUAAAUUGAAUAAUAAUACAAAUAUUACAACUAAUAAUAACAUUAAAACGCGAACAUCUGUUGUUGUUCAAUCUGCAUCAUCAUCAGUAGCAACUCCUCGUGUUUCUGAUCUUGAUGCAUUAAUGGCAGAAAAACAUAAUACUAAUAAUAAAACAUCACAUAAUAUUGAAUUAAAAUCAACAAUUAUUUUCCCACCACCAAUAGUGAAUAAUAUUCGACGUUCAUUAUUUUCAACAGAUUCUGUUAAACUAAUUCGACCUGUUCGCAGUCAAGAAUUAAAACUUUUCUCUUGUCAUUUAACUACUGAAGCAUCAUCAUCACCAUCACCGUCACCACAGCCACCAGCAGUAUCUAAUGAAAUAUCAUAUGAAUCAAAUAUUGAUGAAACACCUUCAACUUUAACUCCGAUAUCAACAGGACAAAUAACACAUAAGAAAUCUCUUGAUAAUUCAAUCAUUAUAAAAAAUGAUGAUUCAUCGUCUACUAAUUCUGUUAUUACACAUGAUCUUUCUGAAGAUAGUCUUAACGAACAUUAUCAUAUUAGAAAGUUACUUAAUAGCAAUGCAUUAACUUCGACAAUUAACAACGAUAAUAUACAAAAUAGUUCAUCGAAUGAAGAUAUUCUUGCAUCAUCAUCUGUAACAUCAUGGUCACGUAUACGUUCAUCAUGUGAAAGUAAUAUAUCACAUAUAGUACCAUUAAAAAGUGAAAUAUCAGCAAGUCCAGCUUUAUAUAAUGGUCCUAUUCGACAAGAAGAUAUUCAAAUGGCUAGUGAUGGACGAUAUUUUCUUUUGAUUGAUGAUAAUUUAAGUAGUGAAGACAGUCAAUUAAAUAAAACAACAUCAUCAUCAUUAUCUCGACCGAUUUCACCAUUGAUAAAAGCAUCUAUAACAUUAAAAAAAGAUAAAAAUCUUGUGCAUCGUUUAGUAUUUCCACCACGUCUUGGUCGAAUAUUAUUUUAUCGUCGAAUAUUAUCAGAUUCGGAUAUUUAUCAAAAACUUUGUUCAAAAGAUAAUGAAAUUAAUCAUAAUGUAUAUCAUUUAGAUACAAUACGUGAUUAUUCAAUGGAAUUUUAUAUGUUAACAACAUAUGGUUCUGAUUCACAAUUACGUGCUUGGCUUGAUAGUAAUUAUGAUGAUAUUGUGAAUAAUACAUGUUAUUUUGAUGAUAAUCGAUUUCAGUCAAUUGACGAUGAUGAUGAUGAUGAUGAUGAUGAUGAUGAUGAACUAGAUGACAAUCAAAUGAAAAUAAACAGUAGUAGUGAUAGUAUUAUUCGUGAUGAUGAGUUAAAUCGUUUACAAGUUGAUGAAGAACUUGAUUGGUAUUCAGAACUUGAAUCAUUUAAUUUAUCACCAAAUAAUCCACAGUGGAAACAUGAAAAUGCAUCAAGUUGUUCAAGUGAUGAUCAUGUUGGAGAAUUAUUACGCGCUGAACAGUUUUCUGUAUCGAGUUUAACAACAACAACAUCAGCUGAUUCAUCAAGUUCAGCUGGUUUAAUAUCAGCUUCAUGGCCAUUAACAAAUGAUACUCAUCAUCAUGUUCAUUCCAAUCGUUCAUCACAAUCUCUUAAUUCUCCUCCAUUAUCAAAUUUUGAUGAUCAAAGUCAUACAAUUUUAAAAGAAAUCUUAACAUAUCCAUGGACAAAUGAAAUAUCAAAUACACAUGAAAAUCAUCAAGAAACAGGAAAUGAUCAUAUAGAUAAUCAUAUAUCAUCAUCUAUUGUUCCUGAUGAAUUUCAACCUGAUUUCUAUUAUUUAUGUCCACUUAAAAAUACCACAAGUUUUCUUAAAACCGAUGAAAAAUCCAAUGGUAUUCAUAGACAAUUAUCCCAUGAUGUAUAA
This is a messenger RNA of Rotaria sp. Silwood2, 2961 nucleotides long. NCBI's taxonomy places the organism in Eukaryota, Metazoa, Rotifera, Eurotatoria, Philodinida, Philodinidae. The record is from the annotation of a GenBank genome assembly.